Polyodon spathula (Mississippi paddlefish) is the source of this 2802-nucleotide messenger RNA. Its product is annotated as actin-related protein 2-like. Gene Ontology annotation, molecular function: actin filament binding. The record is from RefSeq and is a predicted model, not a curated record. Gene Ontology annotation, biological process: Arp2/3 complex-mediated actin nucleation. Bases 120 to 662 code for a protein of 180 amino acids. Lineage: Eukaryota; Metazoa; Chordata; Actinopteri; Acipenseriformes; Polyodontidae. Gene Ontology annotation, cellular component: Arp2/3 protein complex; actin cortical patch. The transcript is spliced from 4 exons.
ACUGCUAUGAGUGCCCUUCUCUAACCCGUACUCCUCUGCUCUAACCCGUGUUCCCCCCAUAGCUGCUGCUGCUUCGUGGCUAUGCCUUCAACCACUCCGCAGAUUUUGAGACAGUGCGCAUGAUAAAGGAGAAGCUGUGCUACGUGGGAUACAACAUCGAGCAGGAGCAGAAACUGGCCCAGGAGACCACAGUGCUGGUGGAGUCCUUCACGCUCCCGGACGGGCGUGUGAUCAAGGUGGGGGGCGAGCGCUUCGAGGCCCCCGAGGCUCUGUUCCAGCCGCACCUCAUCAAUGUGGAGGGGGUGGGCGUGGCCGAGCUGCUCUUCAACACCAUCCAGGCAGCCGACAUCGACACCAGGUCGGAGUUCUACAAGCACAUCGUCCUGUCUGGAGGCUCCACCAUGUACCCAGGGCUGCCGUCCCGGCUGGAGCGCGAGAUGAAGCAGCUCUACCUGGAGAGGGUGCUCAAGGGAGACGUGGACAAACUGUCUAAAUUUAAAAUCCGCAUCGAGGACCCCCCGCGACGGAAGCACAUGGUGUUCCUGGGGGGGGCGGUGCUCGCCGACAUCAUGAAGGAUAAAGAGUCCUUCUGGAUGACGAGGCAGGAAUACCAGGAGAAGGGCGUGAAAGUCCUGGAGAAACUGGGAGUGACCGUGCGGUAAAGCCUCCCUUGACCUUCGAACCCCACCCACCUCACAGACACAGCCCAGCCCCCCGUUUCUGAUUGGUUGGGAACCCAGUCCAGGUUUUUUUAAUUCAACCAGACCGGUUUCCCUAUUUAAUACAGACCGUAAUAUAUUUACGAAACUCUUCACUAAUUGUUCUAAUAUAAUUGAAGGCAUCAUGUCAGUUGUUUUUCGAGGUGGUGCCAGCUUUUCUCCUGCAGACAGUAAGGCUACAAGGAGUAUGUCUAAGGUAACUGGGGAUGUGUAAAUUAAUGUGGGGAAAAUUAAGUUAAAAAUAUAUUACCCAGAUAAUAUUCUGUUAUUAGGCCACCCUUUUGUUUUAAGGCAGUGUGGUAAUUAAUCCUAUUUGCCCCACAAUGCCAUCAUGCUACUCUGUUGCUUUUUGAUGCUCCCCUCUGACAUGAGACAAGGGGCUGCCCAGUCAUGCUAUUGAAGCAGAAUUACUGGGAUCCUUUAAGUCACAUGAUUUGAAUGGAAUAAAGAGGCAUUUAGGAUUCUCCAGCUCAACCAAGUAAAGAUGGGAAAAAUUAAUUCUGAGCAAUAGAACCACUCUGAAGGAUUUUGAACCCUAUGAGGGAUAUAUAUAUAUAUAUAUAUAUAUAUAUAUAUAUAUAUAUAUAUAUAUAUAUAUAUAUAUAUAUAUAUAAUCUUGAACUAUAAAUGGACUGUCAAUAAUGUCUGGAAAAUCCUUUUUUUUAACCCUUUAAGGUACAUGUGUCCUGCAAAUAAAGAUGUUGGUAACUUUCUUAUUUUUGCAGUAAGGUGCAUGAAGCACAGUUUAAAAUGUACCAACAGGUUGGAUCUGGUGAUCCUUGAGUCGCUCUACAAUGUAUUUUUUAAGAAGAAGCCUUUUGAACAACUCAAUUCCUUGCGUACCUUCUGGGGUUAAAUAUAUUUUAAUGAUCAAACCUGGACUGGUGAUUUUAACCGAUCAGACAGGGGCUGUUUUUUCUGGGGGGGGUUUUUUUUUUUUUUUUUUUUUGUAUUUUGGUACUAAUCCUCGCCUCUACGCAAGAACUCAGGACCCCCAAACCUGCUCCAGGAUGGAUCGUGAGCCGUUUGGAAAAGUUCCCAGGGUUGUGCUCAUAAACCUCAACCAUCACAUCAAUCAUAAAUCAAAAAAACAAAUUCAAGCAGACGUUGCCUUCCUCAGAGCUGUGUCUGUUAUUUCUCCUGUCUGAAAAGGAUCUUACGAUGUGUAAAGCACCUCUUGGGUUAAAACUAUAAGACACCAAGUAGACGCAUGUCUCAGUUUAGUCAUUUGGAAGAUCUGGACUUGUGUAUUCUUUUUGUUGCCAAGUACAUCUGGUACACCAGGGUGUAACCAUCAACCUUUCCCCCCUACAACACUGCCACCUAGUGGAUGGAAGAAAUAAAUCUGUAUGAAAUUCCACUUGGAUUAAAUAUGUUAUUUCUUUCAUCCAGUAGGGGGCAGACUGUUGCAGGGGGGCAGGUUAUCGGUUACACGCUAGAGCUGCAUUCUGAGAGCUCUACUGAGGCCACAAGGGUCACCAGGAUGUGAUUGAUGACUGGAAUGAAUGUAGACCAUAAGAAUAGAUCAUCUAUCACACACCUGGAUCGAGCUGCUUUUUAAACAUAGAAACUGGACUUGCAUUACUGGGAUGACUAGGGCUGUGUUUCAGGGUGAUCGCGGAUUUCAUGAUUUCAUUGCUGUGUAUUGCAAAGCCUCCAUUGAAUGUUGAGAGAACACUGCUGGAAUAAGGACUACCAGUAACCUACUUCUGGGUGCUAUACAAACUGCUAAAACCAGGGUGUAACCUUUUUAAUGACUUUCAGAGUUUAAAAUACUGAUACUCUUUCGGUGUUCAAAAUUUAAAGCAAAAAGCAAGCCAGCUUUUGAUAGAUUUUGAUAUUGAUAAUGCACGGGCUUGAUUUUUCUAUUUUUGGUGCCGGUUUUAGUUUUUGUACCCCUUUUCCUAAUUUUAAUGCCAUUGUUUUGCAACUUUUAAUAAUGCUGUUUUUUUUUUUUUUUUUUUUUUGUUAGUAAUCUUUGAUACGUUAUGAGACUUCAGAUUUGAUAAAAAUGGACCAGCGAAUUCUGCAUCUGUACAAUACAAGACCAUUCCUUGUUAAAUAAACGCUUUAACGCUUCCUA